Fraxinus pennsylvanica is the source of this 2553-nucleotide messenger RNA. The record is from the annotation of a GenBank genome assembly. Lineage: Eukaryota; Viridiplantae; Streptophyta; Magnoliopsida; Lamiales; Oleaceae.
AUGUCGAAUCGAUUCGACAGCCGAAACAGGGAUGAGGAACAAAAUUAUAGGAAUUCUGCAAAACCCCAGAAGAAAUUCAUCCCAAAGAGAGACCCACAAAAUUGUAGUCAGCUAGAAACCCUCUCAAAUUCCCUCCGUGCCGCCUCUGCCUGCCCGACAACCAUCCUUGGCAGUGACGGCGGUAGAGGUGGGAGUGGCGUUAAUGCUGUGGCGGAGUCGAUGGGCCGGGUGAGGAUAGGAGAGAACGGGGACUGGGUUCCGAUCAGUAAAACCCCCCUCGCUGGCCGUUUCGUAAAUUACUUGCCUCAGGAUGAGGCCGUGGCCACGGGGCUUGGCGCCGAUGAGGGUGGCUUGGAUCCUUUGGAGUCACAGCGAAUCGUGGACCUUUUGAAUAGGGAAUUGUCCAGGUUGCUGAAAUUGAGCCCCAGGGAGUUCUGGAAGGAAGUGGCCAGUGAUGUAUCAUUGCACGAUUUCCUCGAAAGCUUUCUAAAAUUUAGAAGUAGGUGGUAUGAUUUCCCGUAUCGUGGAGCAAGAGGAAUAGUUGCUGGAGUGAUUGUUGGUGAGUUUGAGUUAUGUCAGCGUGUCUUCAUGGUUUUGUAUCGAUUAUCUUCCAAUCGGGAUCCUGGGGCUAAGGCUGCUGAUGUUCUCAGUCCAAAGGAUCACGCAGCCCUUUUGCAGGACAAGAAGUUACUAGAUUUGCCAAAAUUGUUAGAUAUAUGUGCCAUCUAUGGUCAUGAAAAUGAAGAUCUGACUAAAACAUUGGUGGUGAAUGCGAUGAAGGCACAACCUGGUGUCCAAGUUGAUUUGCCCAUAGUAGCAUCUCAUUUCUUAAACGUUGUCCAGACUAUGUAUCAGCGAUGCGGCUCAUCCUUGGAGGUUUUACUUAGCUCUGGUGGUGGGAAAGACCUAGGAUCAAAUCACCUUCAUUCUGACUAUCUGGAGGUUAUGGACUUUGUAAAUGAUGCAGUUGUAUCAAUGGAUUCUUUUGUUACUGCAUACAAACCAGCAGCCAUCUUCUUCACCUCUCCGGUUGAAAUGAGCUUUGGAAAUGAGGAAUUGCUUACUACCCUUGCAAGGUUACAUGACUCACUGCUACCUUCUUUAUGGAGGGGUUUCAAUAUUAUAUAUGCAGUAGAGGAUGGAAAUCGGGAAACAUCGAGCGAUAUGCUCUCAAGUGUUUUUAUCAGUCUGAAUAUGCUAUCAAGAAGGAUAGCUAAAUUUGGUUGGAAAAUACUGAACUGCUGCUAUCUAAGCGACGAUGUAUUUGAAGGGAGUUGUUCUUUUCCUGUUUCCAUGAAGAUGUUUCCUGCAAAUGUGGAGGACCCUGCCAUAAGGGCUGACAUUCUAAUACAGUCAUUAAGAGAUCUCAGUGGAAACUACUCACAUGUGUCCGGUAGACAAACGGGGGGUACAUUUCUUCAAAACAUUGAGAAAAACCACAUGAUAAUGAGCAGUAUUGAAUUAUUGCAAAAUACAGGUUGGAUGUCAAUAGAUAACGAACAAUUCCAGCUUCUUUCUGGGAUUAUGAGGCAUCCUCUGGGAACUGAUACCAAGGAUAAAAGCUCUGUUCCAUUGCCAAAUACAAGCAACGGGAUGCAGGCUGAUGAAGACACGGCAGUUAUAGAGUCAAAAAUCAGUCAAAUAAAGGAUCUCUUCCCUGAUUAUGGUAAAGGUUUCUUAGCUGCUUGUCUUGAAGCCUAUAACCAGGACAUGGAAGAGGUGAUUCAGAGGAUACUGGAGGGUACACUCCAUGAAGAAUUACUGUCUCUUGACAUAUCAAUGGAAAAAAUUCCAGCUUCCAAAUCUUCCCCACCCGUGAGUAAGUAUGACAAGGGGAAGGCGAAACUAGUGGAAUCUGCAGGGGAUCCGCCCAAAAUUGUGGAACCAGGAGUUGCAAACUAUCAAAGUAGAGUUCCUUCAACUUCAUCCUCAUCUUCAGCUGGGAGGUUCAUUAGGAAGCGCACAGACAAUGCACCUGAUUCUGAGACCCUGGACUCUAAAAAUGAAAAGGAUUUGUCAAAAACAGCAGCUUUGGCAUCACAACUUGAGUAUGAAGACGAGUAUGACGACUCUUUUGAUGAUUUGGGUCUGAGUGUUGGCGAUUCUGGAAUUGGUGACGAUGAUUCUCUGAUGGACAGAAUGGACUCAGAGAGGCGAAGAAUAUCAGAUGCUGAUGGUGGAAGCUCUACUUCAAAUUGGAACUCACGUAGUAAAAAGCCCCAAUUUUAUGUCAAGGAUGGUAAGAACUACAGUUACAAAGUCGAAGGUUCUGUUGCUGCAGCUAAUUACAACGAAGCUGCUUUGGUUAAUCAAGCGCAAAAAGAACUUAUCCAUGGGCUUGGACAAGGUGGCAAUAUUCCUUUAGGUGCAGUUCAAAGGCUUGCGAAGUCGAACGAGGAACAAGAUGACGGAGCAGGUACUGACGAUGGUGGUGGACGAGGAGGCCGUGGAAAUGCCGGGGGUAGAGGGAGAGGCCGAGGAAGAAAUCAUUUCAGAAGGGACAGGGCUUUGAGUAAGCAUCUUUCAGGAUUGCCUGGCCGUUACAAUCAUUGA